AUGACACGCAAAUCAAAUGAUCGAACGACGUCUUCUCGAAGAGAGAGAAGAUCCUUCUUUGACGACUCCAGCAGUGGUAUAUCUGCUGACGAUACACUGGCACCCAACUCUUCCGUUCAUGGGGAAGAUGAACCAUACACGGGCCGGGGAAGCGCCUUCGUCGAUCCAUAUGAAUUCGAAGCCUUGUCUCAAAUUUCACCCUGCGAAGCCGUGCCUCAAACUUCAUCCGUCAAAACCGAGUAUGUAUCCAGUGAGGAAGAUAAUCAAAAUGCAGAGUGGGAAGAUGUAUCCACCAGUGCAUGCUCCAACAUUGUAUCUCAGAUUUCAUGCGCCACCACAACCUCACUCGCAGAUCGGGACCCACGUCAGAAACAUUAUCCAGAUACUCCAAGUUCUUUCGAGAGCAUCGAUGCUGGUUAUUCAUAUAUUGAUCCCCAACCCCAACCUCAAGCAAAUUGUCCUCCUUCUGUCCACGGAACACAACCGGGAGGUCGGAGUCCACCAUAUCCAGAAUAUCAACCAGCUUCUCCUCGAUCUGCUUAUAAAAACACAGACGCUCGUUAUGAUGUAUAUGAUGAACACCGAUCUCAAACACGUCUUCCUCCUAAUGAUAUCCGCAUAAGACUAUCAAGAGAUCAAGUCCCACGUCAAGAACAUCAACCAGGUCCUUCACGUCCUCCUUCUGGGAGCACCGAAGAUUAUGAUCCCAAAUAUCAAGCACGUUAUCCUUCGUCUAUUCGCGAGAGACAACCGAGAGAUCGAGGCCCACAUCGAAGAUAUCACCCAGAUCGUUCACGCCCUCCUUCUGGGAGCACCGACGUCUAUUAUUCUAUUUAUAAUCCCGAAUCUCAAGAACGUGAUUCUCGGUUCAUUCGCAUGAGGCAAUCGGAAGAUCUAGGCCCACGUCAAAGAUAUCAACAGGGUCCUUCACGUCCUCCUUCUAAGAGCACCGACAUCUGUUUUUCAUAUUAUGAUCCCGAAUCUCAAGAACGUGAUCCUCGGUACAUGCAAACAAGAACAGCGGGAGAUCGAGAUCCACGUCAAGAAUAUCAAUCACGUCCUCUACGUUCUUGUUUGAAAAACACCUCCACUCGUUAUGCAUCUGAGCUCCAAUCUCAAGCACGUCCUCCUAAGACUGGGCACGCGAGACAACUAGAAGAUAGGGACUCCUCAUCUGCGGGCUACGAAGCACCAAUUUCACAAGCGCUUUCUCCUUCCCCUCGUACUCGUGCACAAAUUCCGCCUCGAAACGAACAAGAAUUGUUUUUGAGGUACCACUUCAUGCAUUUGGAUGAGAACGGAAAAGAAGUUUGGGUUCUCGAACGCAAGUACGAGUCGGUUGAUGAGUAUCCCAAGUAUGUAGUCCGUUCUGGGCCAACAUUAGGAGAGAGAGUGAAUGGGAAAGGGAAGGGGGCACUAGAAAGUGCUUGGAUUAAGGAAUGGGAAUGGGAUAUGCAAUGGACGAUUGAUGUUUGA
This is a messenger RNA of Sclerotinia borealis F-4128, 1476 nucleotides long. The record is from the annotation of a GenBank genome assembly. Lineage: Eukaryota; Fungi; Ascomycota; Leotiomycetes; Helotiales; Sclerotiniaceae.